GAGAUACACGAAAAAGUUGUCAAGAACGCCUUGAGGUUGGUUCGAAAAUAGUUGAUGAGGUUGUUAAGAUGACGUCGCCAAAUAUGGACGUAAUGAACUAUUUAGUGGCUACAAAUGUGAAGACGAACAGCGUAUGGGAUGCUGUCAAUAAGUCGGAGCCUGGCACUGAAGACAAUCUCAAUGUCUCCAAGACAAAUAUCACUAAUUACCUGUUACAAGAUGACGAGUACAUUUUUGACAGAACCGACGUCAGAGCCAUAUUCAUUACCCUGUAUACUCUUGUGUUCUGCUGCUGCUUUUUUGGGAACCUGCUCGUGAUCCUGGUGGUGACGUUGUCGAGGCGGCUCCGGUCAAUAACCAACUUCUUUCUGGCGAACUUGGCGGUGGCAGAUUUAUGUGUCGGAGUGUUUUGUGUCUUCCAAAAUUUAACCAUAUAUCUUAUACCCAGCUGGGUGUUCGGCGACUUCUUGUGCAAAAUGUACCAGUUCGUACAUUCGCUGAGCUACACGGCAUCCAUCUUUAUUCUGGUGGUCAUCUGCACCGAGAGGUACUUUGCCAUCAUACACCCCAUCACCUGCAAGCAGAUCCUUACUUCCACCCGACUAAGGCUGGUGAUACUAGGCGUGUGGAUAACCAGCGCAGCGUACAGCGCCCCCAAGUUCAUCUGGGUGGAGACAAUCACCAACAACCUCGGGGACGGCCAUAUGGAAACCAUCUGCAUCCAACAUCGGAUGAAGUACAACUCGGAGAUCUUCGACAUGGUCAACUUUGGGCUUCUCUAUGUGACGCCUUUGUGCGUGAUGACGGUGUUAUACACGCGCAUCGCAGUGGGACUAUGGCAAAGCUCGCAUGGUCUGCAGCACCUGGGCCGGGUGCAGUGCUGUGCUGCUACUCAAUGUCCUCGUGUGGAGAAGCUUGCCUCCACCGACCCCAACUACGAACCACAACGAACCUUCAUCGGCAACACUGAAGCUAAGGGUUUGCUGUCUCAGAAAGGAACUCCGGUAAACGCUGUAAAGACAAAGAAAUUGUGUCGCACGCCGGGAUCAAACUGCCAUCACCUGAGUCACCUGUCUCGUAAUGUGUUGCGCGCGCGACGAGGUGUCGUGCGCAUGCUCAUAGUGGUAGUGCUCACAUUCGCCGUCUGCAACUUGCCGUUCCACGCGCGCAAGAUGUGGCAGUACUGGUCCUCCGGCUACCAGGGCACCAGCGACUUCAGCGCGCUGCUCACUCCCCUCACGUUUCUUAUCACUUACUUCAACUCCGGCAUCAACCCAUUACUCUACGCUUUUCUGUCUAAAAACUUUAGGAAAGGAAUGAGGGAGCUGUUAUUUUGUAAUUUUUAUGGGAAAAGGAAAAGUGAGAAUCUAAUAGUACUAAAUGCGGUUGGCGGUGGGCUGAGGCGGAGUUCCACCCGCUCCACACGCGCCAACUGCAGCACGAUCACGAUGGCGCCCCACGGAGACUCAUGAAACAUGCGUCGGCGCAGGUUCGUGUACAAAGUGGAGAACGUGGACAUUUCUUGAUUAACGGAGAGCACAGACGAGGUGACCGACAGCAGCGGUCUCUAUACUGUUUCCACUAUCUCCAGAAAGGACCUCUAUGACUAAAAUGUUGAAAACUUAGUGUUAAUUAUUUAACAGUAUUUUUUUUCCCUGGAACUUAGUGAAGCAUCGCAUUACUUAGGUACUUACGGUGAUCUCAUGAGCUUAAAACCUAAGUAUUUAUUAUUGUGUAAUACUUAAAUGUAAAUUAAUAACUUAUAACGUGAACAUAAUCGCAAAUUACUGUUACUGUACAUAUCUGUAUGGAUCGUGGUUGUGGAUGGAAAUUGGAUAGAGUGCAAAACAUGUGUAAAUACGUAAGUACUUAGAUACGGAAAUAAAAGAGUUAAUUAUUACUACUGAAUAUUAUCGCGCAGGUGUAAAAAAGCUUUAAUGAUAUUUAUUCCAGCGCGUACCUACUAAGAAUAAAUAAUGUGUUGGGCAGUUUAUCUGUGGUAUAAUGGUCGUUAUGAGUCACUCCUGUCCGUUUAUGAAGAAUAAAGUGAUCGGUGAGUGUACGUCUAUGACAUUAAUAUUCCCGAAUGUCAGCAUUAUCCUAGCUCCUAUUCUGUUAGCUACCCCCACGCCGCAAGCUUCCGCGCCGCGUUCAAAUUGAGUUUGAAUUUUGACGGGAACUUCAAGCGCUGUAAACUGGUUCCAAACAUAAAUAUUAAAAACUGUGCACUAACAGAUUUGUGAAUUUUGUUAAAGUUACU
This is a messenger RNA of Pectinophora gossypiella (pink bollworm), 2260 nucleotides long. RefSeq names its product trissin receptor (gene NGR-A31). Gene Ontology annotation, biological process: G protein-coupled receptor signaling pathway. Gene Ontology annotation, cellular component: membrane. NCBI's taxonomy places the organism in Eukaryota, Metazoa, Arthropoda, Insecta, Lepidoptera, Gelechiidae. Bases 69 to 1472 code for a protein of 467 amino acids. The transcript is spliced from 6 exons. The record is from RefSeq and is a predicted model, not a curated record. Gene Ontology annotation, molecular function: peptide binding; neuropeptide Y receptor activity.